Molecule: messenger RNA, 351 nt
Organism: Gastrolobium bilobum
Lineage: Eukaryota; Viridiplantae; Streptophyta; Magnoliopsida; Fabales; Fabaceae
Product: ethylene-responsive transcription factor 13-like
Exons: 1
Coding region: 1-351 (116 amino acids)
Biological process (GO): regulation of DNA-templated transcription; ethylene-activated signaling pathway
Molecular function (GO): DNA binding; DNA-binding transcription factor activity
Source: RefSeq, a predicted model, not a curated record
AUGAACAACGUUGAUGCAGCUGCAAAAAUGGAAAAUGAGUGUCAAAACAGUAAUGCUAGAGAGGCGCGUGGAGUUCACGCGCCGAUCUACGGAGGUGUCCGAAGAAGACCAUGGGAGAAGUAUGCGGCAGAGAUAAGAGACCCUAAGAAAAAUGGCGCAAGGGUAUGGCUUGGGACUUAUGAAUCAGCCAAGGAUGCAACUUUGGCUUAUGAUCAAGCCGCGUUUAAGCUGCGAGGCUCAAAAGCCGAGCUGAAUUUUCCUUAUUCGAUUCACUCAGGUGAUGCUGAGCCGGUUAAGCUCAUGCUGAUCAAGCGGCUCUUGCCUGAGCUGCCCUUGCCAUCCGCUAGUUAA